This is a messenger RNA of Lathyrus sativus (Indian pea), 5469 nucleotides long. NCBI's taxonomy places the organism in Eukaryota, Viridiplantae, Streptophyta, Magnoliopsida, Fabales, Fabaceae. The record is from the annotation of a GenBank genome assembly.
AUGGCACCAAGAUACAGUCGCGGAAAGAAGGGAGAGAAGAAGAAGAAGGAAGAAAAGGUUCUACCUGUUGUCAUGGAUAUCACAGUGAACCUUCCCGAUGAAACUAGUGUGGUUCUGAAGCAGGGAAUAUCUACGGAUAGAAUAAUUGAUGUCCGUCGGCUUUUAUCCGUGAAUACGGAGACUUGUUACAUUACCAACUUUUCUCUAUCACAUGAGAUAAGAGGGACACGUUUGAAGAAUACGGUGGACGUGUCCGCACUGAAGCCAUGCCUUCUCACUUUAGUUGAAGAGGAUUACGAUGAGGAAGGUGCGGUGGCUCACGUGCGAAGACUAUUGGACAUUGUGGCCUGCACCACCAGCUUCGGUCCGUUGUCUCCGCCGAAGAAUGGUGCGAAGUCGAGCAAGUCUCAGUCGCCUCCGGAGAAGCAAUCACCGAAAGACGCUGCAGUGGCGGACGGAGAUGGAGAGAUAAGCCACUCGUGCCCUAAGCUGGAUAGUUUUUACGAGUUUUUUUCUCUAUCAGAUCUCACUGCGCCUCUUCAAUAUGUGAAGAAAGCUUCGAGGCGAAACGUGGAGGAGAUAUCGGAGGAGGAUCAUCUCUUCUCGCUCGAUGUGAAGGUGUGUAACGGGAAAGUGGUGCACGUUGAGGCUUGCAGAAAGGGGUUUUACAGUGUUGGGAAGCAGAGGAUUCUGUGUCAUAAUCUCGUUGAUUUGUUGAGACAAAUUAGCAGAGCUUUUGAUAAUGCUUAUGAUGAUCUCUUGAAGGCAUUUUCAGAACGUAACAAGUUUGGAAAUCUUCCCUAUGGCUUUAGAUCCAACACGUGGCUUGUUCCUCCUAUUGCAGCACAAUCACCAUCAUCUUUUCCCCCUCUUCCCGUGGAGGAUGAAAAUUGGGGAGGAAAUGGUGGUGGUCUUGGAAGAGAUGGAGAGUAUGAUUUGAUUCCUUGGGCCAAUAAGUUUUCUUAUAUUGCAUCUAUGCCCUGCAAGACCGCCGAAGAAAGACAAGUUCGUGAUAGAAAAGCAUUUCUUCUGCACAGCCUCUUUGUUGAUGUUGCCAUUUUCAGAGCAAUUAGGGCUGUUAAACAUGUUUUGGAAGAUCCCAGUUUUAGCUGCUCAGCAGCAGAAAAUGAUAUUUACAGUGAGAUAGCAGGUGACUUGAGGAUUAGAGUCUUGAAAGAUGGUUCUGUUGCAAGCUGUAAGAUUGAUUCCAAAAUUGACGGAGUUGAAGCUACAGGAGUAAAUCAAAAGGAUCUAGUCGAACGGAAUUUACUGAAAGGGAUCACUGCAGAUGAAAAUACUGCUGCCCAUGAUAUUACCACUCUAGGUGUAGUUUAUGUAAGAUAUUGUGGUUACGUGGUUGUUGUGAAAGUUGAAGGUGAAGCUAAUGAAAAAGUCAAUUCUUCAUCUCAUCAAAAUAAUGAUUUGUUUGAUCAGCCAGAAGGUGGUGCCAACGCACUAAAUAUUAACAGCUUAAGAUUUCUUCUUCACAGUACAGCCCUACCUGAGAACAAUAAACAGAUGACUGAGAUACAAAUGUUUGAGAGUAAAGAGCUUGGCGGUACUGACACUUUUGUUGAAAAGCUGAUUAAAAAAAGCCUUGCUAAGCUUGAGGAAGAGGAACUGAGUUCGGACUAUUUUGUAAGAUGGGAACUAGGUGCUUGCUGGGUACAACAUUUGCAAGACCAAAACAGUACAGAAAAAGAUAAGAAACCAACGUUGGAGAAGGCUAACAAUGAUAUGAAGGUUGAGGGUCUUGGGAAACCCCUGAAAGCCCUCAAGAAUAAUAAAAAGAAAUCUGAUUCAAACAAUCCAAAUUUUGCAUCUGAACAUUCAAAAUCUAAUCUCGAGGCUGAAAAUGCUGCAUUAUCCUCAAGUGAAUCCCAGCAUGAAACUGCAGCAGCUGAGAAUGAGCUUGUGCUGAAACGGAUGUUAUCUGAGGCAGCUUUUACCAGAUUGAAGGAAUCUGGAACUGGACUUCACUGCAAGUCUAUGCAAGAUUUGGUCGACUUAUCUCAGAAAUAUUACAUGGAUGUUGCUAUCCCAAAACUGGUGGCAGAUUUUGGCUCAUUGGAACUUUCUCCAGUUGACGGUCGAACACUAACUGAUUUUAUGCAUACUAGGGGUCUGCGAAUGCGAUCUCUUGGACAUGUUGUCAAGCUUUCUGAAAAACUUUCCCAUGUGCAAUCACUUUGCAUUCAUGAGAUGAUAGUUCGAGCUUUCAAGCACAUCCUGAGGGCAGUUAUUUCUGCAGUUGUUGACAAGGAGAAAACGGCUUCAUCAAUAGCUGGUGCAUUGAAUUUGCUGCUUGGUGUUCCUGAAAAUAGAGAAACAGAUGAAUCAUGCGAUGUCCACCCUCUUGUGUGGAAAUGGCUAGAGAGAUUUUUGAAGAAACGAUUUGACUGGGAUCUUAACAGGUUGAACUAUAAAGAUGUGAGGAAAUUUGCAAUUCUCCGCGGCUUGUGUCACAAGGUGGGAAUUGAGCUCGUUCCAAGGGAUUUUGACAUGGAUUCUCCAUUUCCCUUUCAAAAGUCUGAUAUUGUCAGCUUGGUUGCAGUUCACAAGCAAGCAGCAUGCUCAUCUGCAGAUGGAAGGCAGCUCCUGGAGUCCUCCAAAACAGCUUUAGACAAGGGAAAACUUGAAGAUGCUGUUACCUAUGGGACAAAGGCUCUUGCAAAGCUUGUAGCAGUUUGUGGUCCCUACCAUCGGAUGACAGCGGGAGCAUACAGCCUCCUUGCUGUAGUUUUAUAUCAUACCGGAGACUUCAAUCAGGCUACGAUUUAUCAACAAAAAGCUUUGGAUAUCAAUGAGAGGGAGUUAGGUUUGGAUCAUCCCGAUACCAUGAAGAGCUAUGGGGAUCUUGCUGUGUUCUAUUACAGGCUUCAGCACACCGAGCUGGCUCUGAAAUAUGUGAAGCGUGCUUUAUACCUUUUGCAUCUGACAUGUGGCCCGUCUCAUCCAAAUACUGCUGCAACCUACAUUAAUGUGGCUAUGAUGGAGGAAGGUCUAGGAAAUGUACAUGUUGCUCUCAGAUAUCUUCACAAAGCAUUAAAGUGCAACCAGAAAUUACUUGGUGCAGAUCAUAUUCAGACAGCUGCAAGUUAUCAUGCAAUAGCAAUAGCACUCUCGUUGAUGGAAGCAUAUCCAUUGAGUGUGCAGCAUGAGCAAACAACCUUGCAAAUUUUGCGGGCAAAGCUGGGCCCUGAUGACUUGCGAACACAGGACGCUGCAGCUUGGCUUGAGUAUUUUGAAUCCAAGGCUUUUGAACAGCAAGAAGCUGCUCGAAAUGGUACAAGAAAACCUGAUGCAUCAAUAGCUAGCAAAGGCCAUCUAAGUGUGUCGGAUCUUCUUGACUACAUUAAUCCUAAUCAUGAUACCAAAGGGAGAGACGCAGCAGCAAAGAGAAGAAACCAGGUGAGAGCGAUAUCCUACCAGAACAAUGUCUCAGUAAGUUCUGAUGAAUCUUCAAAAGAAAUUCAAAAAGAGGCUUCAGAUGAAGAGUUACAUAUACCUGAACUAGAAGGUAGUGCAGAAUCUGAGAAUGAGAGCAACUCGGCACCUGAACCAGAACAGCCAAUUUUAGAAAAGAUCCCAGAUGAAAAGCCACAAACUUCUAAUGAAUUAUUAUUGUCUGAAGCACAUCCUGAUGGAGAUGAUGGAUGGCAAUCAGUUCAAAGACCAAGAUCGGCCGGCUCAUAUGGCCGGCGACUGAAACAAAGACGUUCAACACUUGGCAAAGUUCAUAGUUACCAGAAAAAUGUUGAAGUUGGCACUGAAUAUCCUUCGGCAAAGAGUGCUAAUCAGAAUAGUAGGUAUUAUUUCUUGAAGAAGCGGACAGCACACCAUGGGGGCUAUGCAGAUAACCGCGCUGUAAACAUCACUCAAGGCACUAAAUUCGGAAGGAAAGCAGGCAAGGCUGUUGUUGCAUACAGGGUCAAGUCUACACCCUCUGCUUCUAUAACUGUUGCAAAUGAAACAUUAGAAAUUUGUGACAAGGAACCUGAUUCAAUUGAUGUUAAUCCAGUUAAGACUUCUAUAGUCAGUCUUGGAAAAAGUCCUUCAUACAAGGAAGUAGCCUUGGCUCCUCCUGGGACAAUCUCCAAGUUGCAGGUCUAUAAUCCACAAAGUGAGACUUCUGUUUGUCGCGAACAUGAUGUUGGAAAGCAUGAAGAGGAAAAUGUUGAAGCUCAGAGAAACAUCAAUCCAACCCCAAAAGAAGCAAAGAACGUGUUUAAAGAGAAGUCUGAUGAUUCUUUAUCUGAUUCUAUAGAAGAUUCACAAGACGAUACUGUAGUUUCUACUGAGAAGAAAGAAGAAACUCAGUUGAAUAAAGUUGUGCAAGAUAAUUGUGUGGCAGCUGAGGGGCUUGAAUCUGGGGACCUUGAAGCACAAGGAGCUGUUGAUAGCAGCGUAAUGAUUGAUGCAGUAGAGGAUGUUGUGGACUCUUACAAACAAGAACUUGUUGCAAAUAAUCCGCCUUGCAGUUUUGAACCUUCUGAUAAUACAAGUUCUAGCCCACUUGGUGGUGAGGAUUUAGGGGUCAAUUUAUUAUCACCUAGUCAGAGUCAAGCUGGAGGAAUACCGUAUAAGAAAUUGUCUGCAUCAGCAGCUCCAUUCAACCCAUCACCCGCCAUUGCACGCGCUGCACCUAUUGCCAUUAAUAUGACUCAUCCUUCUGGUCCUGGUGCUGUUCCAGCUAUUGGUCCCUGGCCAGUAAACAUGAAUGUUCACCCCGGACCUGUUAGCCCAAUGUGUUCCUCUCCUCACCAUGCAUAUCCAUCACCUCCAACAACGCCAAACAUGAUACAACCAUUGCCAUUCAUGUAUCCUCCUUAUUCGCAACCUCAGUCAGUACAAACCAGCAGUGCCUUUCAUGCCAAUCAUUUUACAUGGCAGUGUAAUUUGAACCCCGUAAUAUCUAAGUUUGGUCCUGGUGCUAUUUGGACUGGCUGUCAUCCUGUGGAAUUUCCUCGUCCAGUACCUAUUGUUGAAUCAAUCCCUGAUAUCAUUUCCGAGCCACAGGUGCAGUUUCAUACAGCUGAAAGUCCAAGUUCAGCUCCAGUUCUGCUUGAGGACGUUGAUAAGGCUGGGGAUCCUAAUAAAGAGGUAAAAACUUUAGGUUUGGAGAUAAGUGAAGAUGAACUGGUGAGAGUUGGUUCAGAAAGUAUAAAAGAAAAUGGUAAUCCAAAUUUUCCUGGAACCAACAAUGCUGGAAACGAGCCAAACCAAAAUGUUGGCUCUAACAGCAACACUAGCUGUAGUGAAAUGAACAUGGAUGAUGAGAAAACAUUCAGCAUUUUGAUUCGGGGAAGAAGAAACCGAAAGCAAACUCUAAGAAUGCCAAUAAGUUUACUUACUCGACCCCAUGGCUCUCAGUCAUUUAAGGUUAUCUAUAACCGUGUCGUUAGAGGAAGUGAUUCUCCCAGAUCCAUAAAUUUCUCUUCUAGUAAACACUGUACAGCCACUGCUUAA